UACAUAUGCCCAACCUGUGACCGCAGAUGUGCAUCAAGAAUUGGCCUCUAUAGUCACACAAGAAGUUGCAAAAGGAAAGAUCGUCUCUCGAAACGUAAAAUGCCACAGACUGUGAGAGAGAGCGUUGGUAGCACACUCAUGUUGUCGUUCACUAAGUCACUGACCUGUAAAAUAGUCUUAUCAUGCAUUAAAUGUAAACAACAUUGAAAAAGGUUGCAGAAGAAUCCUGGACGCGAAAUGAAUUUCGUUGUGACCUCACGUACAGCCGCCUGCAUUGCUAUGCAAAAGGACAAGUUACCAGAGAAACUUUACUUGUCGAUAAAAGGAACUGUUACUUCUCUUAGUGAUGUUUUAAGAGUGAAGAAUGAUGGGUUUUCUCUUAUAGAGCUUGACAACUGUGUUCUUUUAUUAGUAAAGGACUAUCAUAAAGAUUGGUUUUCAAUAUUACAAGUAAAUAGAGUCUAUGUUUUUAAAAAUAUUAGACUGACACAGAUAGAAAAGGGAAUAAUAAAGCCUUGUCCAAUAUUCUAUGUCUGGUGUUCAAGCACUUUAGUAGAAACAGAGUGUGAAAAUAUACCUGUCACAGAUUUAAAGGGCUGGUUACAUGGACAAGGUAUGAAAAAUGGACUUAUUGAUGAAGCUUCAAGGCUUGAAGAAUGUCAGAAAAGAAUUAAUGCGGACCUACAGAAUUAUCAAGGUACAAUAACAUGCUGUGAUAAAGCAUCUGUAGGUUUUUACAGGCUGGAUAAUAAAAUAGGAUUGAAUGUUGGCUUAUCAAACUUCUGCAAAUCUAAAUUAAAGUUGAAUGCCAAGGUUUCACUCUACAAUGUGCACCUAAUUGAGGAAGCUAGUGAAGUGACUCUUGUCUGCUGUGCGAAAACAACAAUAAAAUUAGAUCAACCAGAUGAUGGACAGAGCUGUAAUUCUACGAAUAUUCCUGAUAUUUUAGAAGAUGUAGUGCUUCAGUACGGUCUGAAUUAUUUGGAGGUGGAAAAACUGCUGGCAAUUUAUGACUGUUUGUUAUCAAAGCAUAAAAAUUGUAAGAAAAGAAAAUAUUUAUUCUGUUUUUUUGUGUGUUCAAGAUGCAAAAUGAAGUCAGAGAAUGCUGCAAUCAUGAUUUUGAAAAACAGUUAUUAUAAAAAAAUUCACCAAAGACUAAAAACAACAGCUUUUGAUUGCUUUAUAUAUCAUGAAUAUUGUCCACAAUCACAGUUUUCAUUAUCUAGGUCUCUUGUUCCAGAAGUGUUUUCUUUGGAAAAUCUAAGUGAUGAAGACUCAAUUUUUUCCUCUUUACCGCCAUCUUGUUAUUCCAGCGAUAGAUACUUUAGGUUUUGGACAAGUGGAGGGCCUGAAUCAAAAAUUUUAAUUGGCAGCAUUCAGACUUCUUCUGGUGGCAAUCUUGUGUUCAGUGAUGGCAGCCAUACAUUUCCUCUUAUAUUGCUACACUCAAGUCUGAGUAAUAAUACAAAAUCAACACAGCCGGAAGCUCAUAUGUGUUCAAAGGCAUGUUCUAAACCUCCGUCAUCAGGCUCACAUUUUUUGUGUCCCUACAUCACUUCCAGCCAUCUAAAUAAACUUAUCUGUGUUCAGUAUUUUAUUGUAGUGUCAGAGGACUUACUUAGCUUUAGUACAAUUGAAUCUUCCAAUGCUAACAACACAUUGACUUAUUUGGCUUUUUGCUUGUGUGACGCUUACUUACUGAAUUCCUGCUCAUUAGUCAACAAGUCUGACAAGGACGAAGUGUGUACAUGUUUACCUAUGCUACAAAAUGAUGUUGAAGACAAGUUCAGUAAUGUGAUCACCACCCAAGUCUAUGUCACAGAGAAACAUGCACUUAAAUUGAAAACAGUUUUAAAUACUCAAAGCUCUUUUGAUGUUUUGGGCUAUGAGUUCUCUUCCCUUAAGGAUUUGUUCAAUGCUUUCUGCAAUUUUCCAAACUCUAUAUCAAAGCAGCAGAACAAAAUCAACUCUGAAGAGAAUCAUCGGUGCAAGCAUUUAGAACAGGCUACUGCUGUGGGGGCAACAUUAAAUCAUGGAAAUAAUUCUAAAUUUGGGUCAAGUAAGUGUGUGACUAAACCCAAUCUGGAUAAACUAAAACCCAUUAUUAUUACAUUCGCAGAAUGUUCCUUGUAUCCUUUAAUUUUGCCUGGACAUGCCUAUGAAUUCAGAGUCCGAAGAGAGCCAGGAGAAACAAAUGUUUUUGAAACAAACUUUGACAAUAAUUUGCUGCAAAAGGCAGCUACUCAUUCUAAAGUGAGGCUGCGCGUUGUGGCACCAUCACAUAUGACUAUACAUAAACUGUCAUUACAGAGCUCAUCACAACCAUUCCUACAUCAAGAGCAGUUGUACUCUGUCUCUGAAGUCAUAGCUGAGGGGUUUCCCCAGUCUGUUGUUUCAUUCAAAGCUGUGAUAGUAUGUUUUGACUUGAGUCCAUCAUUUUCAUUGGGAGCUUAUUGUAAAAAAAUUGAAGUGUCAGAGUAUUCUCCCCUUGAUCCCAGUGCUGCUGUUGCUUUUACAUCUGUUUACAUGGAUGCUGCUUACUCACCAUGCAGUCUAGGGCUGGUUCCAGGGGCUGUUGUAGAUUUUUAUAGAUUACAAAGAAAGGUAUCUCAAAAGGGCAAUGUCUACUUUAGAUUUGUCACCCUGUCUUCAACAACAGUGAUCAGCUUACAGAAUAAAAAUGUGAGGAAAGCUGCAGCAGUUUAUUUGACUUUUGAUAGUCUGACUAAUGUGCCAAAAGAACUACUGUUAAAUCUCUGGCAUGAAGGUCCAGUCAACCCUCAGAAGCUGUAUGAGAUUGAAUGCAACAUUUGUAUGUUCUUCAGACUCACCGUCAAGGUUGUGUGCUCAAAGUGUAACUCUGUUUUGGUGGAACACAAAUGUAAAGGAUGUAAGGACCCACAGUCCUGCACAGCUCAGGCCAUUGCUAUAAUUCUGAUUGAUGAUGGCACUAGCUCCGCCAGUUGUAAAGUUUCCAAUCCUGAACAUGUCCGUCAGUUAUUAACUCUGACUGAGACUCAAUGGGACGACUUGCUGGAAGUGGCUAAAAAAGAUGGAGAACUAAUGGUUACCAAGGUCUCAGGGAAUACAACUUCUCCUAUCAUCUGGUUUCUAAGUAAUUUAACAAAUUCAACAAUGGUACUCAGGUGCUGCAGAUUUGUGGUCAGAAUCUAUAAAAAAUCUCCAUGGGCCAAGAUUUUAGAAGCAGCCAACAUCUCAGAUUUACAAUUAAGAGAAGAAAGAAUCGGACAGAAUGUCUUGUAUACACAUAGCCCUCCAUUACUGCAAGUAGAAUGUUUGGCUUUACAAAAUUGUUAGAUGGAAUUCAUUUUGCUUUGUAAAAUUUUUCUUCUUAAGGGUAUGAUUUGACUCUUUCUCUCCAGAAUAAUGCUUCCAUCAUCGAUUUGAAAUGGCUUUUUCAGUCAGAUGAUACUAGCAUCAUCAAUUCUUUGAAACUUAUUUGUUUCAUUUUUUUCUACCAAAAUGUUUUUAAUUGCUUUAAAAAUCAAUCUUCAAUAGUUUUACUUUGUUAAACAUCCAGAUUUUUUCUUUCAAAAUGUUGGUAUGGAGUACGGUUUAAAGCGGGACGAUUACACUUUCUGAUUUUUUUUAGCACUCUUUUUAUGAUGGUAGAGAUUUGGGAUAUUAAGCUCAAAACUUUCCUUCUUAUUGUUUUCGUAAAGGUGUUAUUUAUAAAGUAUCUUCGGACUCAAAGACAAGCCUUAUUGUUAUGAUUAUUAUUUAUAAAGUAUCUUUGGGCUCAAAGACAAGCCUUAUUAUUAUGAUUAUUAUUUAUAAAGUUUUGUGUAGAUAGAGAUAAAAAUAUUUUUUGAUUCAGAUCAUAAAAUAUUUCCUAGUUCUAGGUGACUUGUCCCCAUUUAGUGACGUUAAAGUUUACAUUUCAUAAUCCAAUAUUAAAAUAACUUAUUGCCCUACAAAUAUUUUAUUAAUUUGUUGUAUAAAGGUCAUACCAAAUAUAACAAUUUCUGAUAACAAAGAAACAAAAGUUAUUGAAGCUUAAUCACAACAUGGUAGGGCAUAACCAAUGGGCCAAGCAAUUAAUACUGUCAGAAUGUGGACAAUAAUUAUGGAGAGAAAAAGUUAAAAUAUAUUUUUAAAAAAUAUUUAAAAAAAUGACUUAAAAGAAUAUAAUGUGGCAUGUUUUCAAUAAGUUUAUGGAAAGUUUCAUUUUAUUUCUGGAUUUGAAGUAGUCAACAGAACUAAGUCCUAGGUUACAAUCCCAGACCUAACUAGAUGACUUUGAUAGGACUGAAGGUUUAUAGAAUGGUAUUUUAUAAAUGUGUCAGACAAACUACUGACGCUUCUCUAAUGAUGCCUGAUGUUCAAUCAAAAUACUUGGAUUAAAUCUAAACCUCUUGGCAUUGUCUGUUUGCAUGAUGUACAUUGAACAACUGUAAUGAAUAUUAUGAUCAAGGAUUUUUUUUUUUGCUGUGAAAAUUUGUUUCAUGUUAUCUUAUCUUAUAUAGUACAGACGUUACUUCAAAAAAGAAGAUGAUGUUCAAGUAUUUAGGCUUCUGAGUAGAUUAUUCUUGGUUAGAAUCUUAGUGGAAUUAAGUUUUUUCUUUCAUCAUUGAAUAAUCAUUGGAAUUGUACUUCUUAAUAUUUAUUGAUACCAACAUGUGUUUAUUAGAAAGUGAUAAAUUUUAUUUCCAAUGCUAAAUCAAGUACCAUUCUUUAAUAGCAUUUCUUUUGAAAUGAUUGAUGAUGAAACAAAUUUAAAUUAAUCCUCUAUGAGUUCAUUAUUUAGUUAUCUAGGAAAGAUAGUAAGGAAUUCAAACAUUAUUUAUUUAUUUAUAUAUUAUGUUUUUUAUUUUAUAUAGUGUACAUACAAAAAAAUGAUCCAUAAAAGUAAUUGAAAUUUUUAAUUUAAUUUUGUUGUUGUUUGUCUUUAAAAGCAAAAAUCUUUAUAUAUACAUAUUCAAUUGACAUGAAUACGUGUUCCAAGCAUAAGAGAAAAGAAAAGUAAGAAACACUUGAGAUUAUUAAGAAACCAAUAACUUCAAUAACUUUAUUUAUCUAAAAAUUUUCAUCUUCAAAUGUGUCAAUACCAAUGUAAUUCUUAAUAAUUUCUGGUCAGAGCCAAGCCUCUGACCUGCAUAAUGAAUUGAUAUUUACAAGCAGUGUAAUGAUAAAAAACAAACAAACAAGAUCUAAAACCCUGGUGAGGAAGGGUGUAACAUUGAAGAACUCAUGAACACAUAUGAUCAGUUCACAUUACCUAGUAGCGGGUGUAGCUAAAGGUAGUCUAUGAGAUGUAUCAUCAAUAACAGUCCCUGUGCGACUUUAUUGUUAAUAUCGAGCUCCCAUGAGAAUUAUAGCUUGAUUUAGGUAUUUUAGAUCAACAGAUCAGUGUUAAAGGUGUGCUGGCACGUUCGUCCAGAGGUACAUUGGCCCCUACUUGUAGUGCCUAGGUUAUUAAGUAUAACCUCCAGUUAUACAAUUAAACUAAUGUAUGCAAAACAAGACUUAACAAAGUCGCAAGUAAACAUAUAUACAAAGUUUAUUUACACGAGUAAAAUAAAUGUGUAAAUAAAUGGCCAUCAACUCAUAGGCCUACUCCACACAAAAUAAACUAAAGUUUCACAUUCAAAAAUAGUAUGGUACACCGCUCUAGUCAUAUAAUAUAUACACUAUCGUCACAUUCUGGGAAUCACACAUCAGUGUAGAAAAAUGAAGGUCACAGGCCUCAGGUCAAUAUACACGACCACUUUUGGCCACUCCAGGGUCACAGGCUUUAGGCUGACACAGCCACUUUUAGCCCCAAAAAAAAACAACAAAAGGGUCAUGAUGAACAAUAAGCUUCAGGGAAACCUAUGAGCCUACAAGCUUCAUAGAAUCCCACUUAUAGACAUCCGUUUGGUAAAGCCUAUCUUAUGAUUCAAUACAGGUUGAAUCCCUCAGAGACAAGGCUAUAAAAAUAUGUCACAUUUGGGAGUACCCCAGGAUGCAGAACAUCAGGGUAAAACAUACUGCCUGGAAAUCAUUUGAGGCUAUAUCUACUAAUCAAUACAU
Messenger RNA from Biomphalaria glabrata, 6033 nucleotides. RefSeq lists its product as uncharacterized. Bases 238 to 3318 code for a protein of 1026 amino acids. Gene Ontology annotation, cellular component: CST complex. Gene Ontology annotation, biological process: telomere maintenance via telomere lengthening; positive regulation of DNA replication. The transcript is spliced from 21 exons. The record is from RefSeq and is a predicted model, not a curated record. Gene Ontology annotation, molecular function: single-stranded DNA binding; telomeric repeat DNA binding. Lineage: Eukaryota; Metazoa; Mollusca; Gastropoda; Planorbidae.